AGCUAAUUUUUUCUUUGAGAACUUUUUCUUGUCUUAAAAACGAUUUGUUGUAUGUAUACUACGUACUCUUGUCUUCCCUGGAUCCCCGUCAAUUUUAGUACCUACUACCUACUGCCUAGACAAAAGUCACACCUUGUUAUCUAUUAUAAUAUAAUUAUUUCUUAAUCAAAUGUCCUAUAUAGAUUUUAGCUCAUCCUACUGAAAGCACUUUUUUUCUUCUGUUAGCACAGUUUUUAUUUGUUACUUUCUCUUUUAAGAAAUUUUUUCAGCACUUAUUUAUCUUAAUUUAGCACAUUCUCUUUAUACUCUUCUCCUCUAUGGAUUUUUUUCGAUGAUAAUAGUCACUAAUAAAAUUAUUAUUUCUAACACCACCUAUUAUUAAUUCAUUUCUUCUCUUCGCAAAAUGAUAUAUAUAUAUUUAUAUAUUAUGAUCUCUGUCCACUCAUCCUAUAAAGUGCUUAUUUAUCCUCAGUAAAAAAAAAAUAUUAUUUAUUAUAUCAAAAUUUGUCCUAUUAAUUUAUUUCUUCUCUUUCCAAAUAGUUUUAUAUUGAUCCUCUGCCCGCUCUUCCCAUAAAGUGCUUAUUUAUUUUCAUUUAUAACUUUCUCUACAUAUGUACUCUUCUCGUCUUUAGAUUUCCUUCUGUUUUAAUUGUAAAAUUUAUAAUUCUGAAAUUUAUUGAAUGUUUUAUUUAUUUAUUCACUCCACAAUAAUUUUAUUAUUGAUCUUUGAUUACUCUUCCUAUAAAUCCUUGAUUUAUCGUCAUAUUUUAGCACUUACUCAAUAAACCAUUCUCCUCUUGGGUUUUCUUCGGUUAAAAUAUUUGUCAAUAAUAAUUGAUAAUUAUUUCUUAUAUCAAAUAUCCUAUUAAUUUUUUAUCCUCUCUACAGACGUUUUUAUGAUAUUAAUCUCUGACCGCUCUUCUUAUAAAGCUCCGAUUUAUUUUAAUCCCGCACUUCCUUUAUAAUAAUAUAUUCUUCUCAUUUUUGGUUUUCUUUUGAUUAUAUAUUUGAUAUUUAUAAAUAUUGUUAUUCCAUUUAGAAUUUCCAAUGAAUUUGUGUCUUUUUUCCUCAAAUGUUCUUUUUUAGAUCUGUGACAGAUCUGUAAUUUAUAUUAUAUUCACACAUCUAAAGCACUUAUUUCUUCAUUUUCACUUUUAAGAAAAUAUCAGCACAAAAAAAUGUUAUUUUUACUAUAUACAUUACAGUAAUAUUAAUUUACACAAAAAAAUAUAUGUUUAGAAUGCAAAAAAUAAAAUUUCUGUUUUAAAUUUGUUGAGAUCUAUACCUCUUCACGGGGAACAGCAAAUCUGUUAGAUCGGCAGCUGACACCAUUCUGUUAACACGCCACUGCAGUUGUAAAUUGCAAUGCAUACUAUUUAAAUAUAAUUUACGUGAAUUUACGGUGAUGGUAAUGGUGCGUGUAAAAUAAUAUCUAUGUUAAUUAUAUUGUGUGCGUUAAAUCUAAGUCAGUGUCACGCGAUUUCGUCGUGCAUGAGUGUGUGUGACCAAACAUUACAAAUACGUUGACAGUAAUAAUAAUUUAAAAAUCAUCUUUAAUUAUUAAUUUUGUCGUUCGUUUCCUUCGGUGUCGGGACAUCAGCUAUCGUCACUCACGUACACGAUGAUUUCAUAAAAGCCUAGCACACUUGGCCAUCGACCAUGGGAUGGACGUUCUGCUGGUUGGCCGAAACCCGGACAAGCUGCGAACUGUUGCCGAGCUGAUAAGGAAAGAAUCAGCCGGUCGGCGGCGGGUGAUGACGGUAGUGGCGGACUUUUCGGAAGAUCCAGUGGCGAGAAACGGGACGGUCGUCGACGUGGGAGAGCUGGAAGAUGGCGGCUACGGCGACCGGCCAGAACAGCGGUAUGGUGGCCAGGAUGACGACGUGGGUGACAGAUGUUUCUGCGACAGCAAAGGACAGCAGCCAGCCCGUCGUAAUUGCCCCCUGUGGUAUCGGCGGCUGAGGACCGUGAUCGAGGGCCGGUUACAGACGGACGGAGGCGUGGGCGUGCUUGUGAACUGCGCAGGCGCGUGUUAUCCACAUCCCGAGUUCUUUGCCGGUAUGAAAGCUGACGGUAAUGCUGGAGCCGGUGACGGCGAUGGGCCUGUGCAGUUCACUGCAGACUAUUGCAGCAACGCAGACGUCGCCGUCCGGUGUAACGUGGCAGGGGCGGUGCACGCGUGCCGCCUUGUGCUGCCCGGCAUGUUGGCCCGCGGACGGGGCCUCGUGAUCAACGUGGGUAGUGCCUCCGCGUCCAUGCCGCCGGCCGUGCCACUGAUGGCCUUGUAUGCCGCCACAAAGAAAUUCCUGGAGAAGCUGUCUUCCGACCUGGACGCCGAGUGUGCGUACUUGACCAGAGGACGUGAAAACGGAAACGAUGGUCACGGCGUCCGUGUACAGUGCGCCCGACCUGCGUACGUGGCCACGGCCAUGUUGCGAUCUGCCAAUCCGGACGUCCGUGUGGUACCCGGUUCCGAGGACGAGGACGAAGAGUAUGACGACGAUGACAACUACGGCGACGGGUGCUGGUGGGCUUCCAGGAGGAAGCGAGUGGAGGACCGCGUCCAGCGAUGGCUGGUGCCGUCUGCUCGCCUUUGGGUUAGGUCCGCGUUGAGGCAAGGAGGCCGAUUAUACGCCCGUGGUCCGGAUUCGGAGCCCGCCAGCUACACUGGAUACUGGCCUCACACUUUAAUGGUGUGGUGCGCGCGGUUGGCCAGCGCUGUGACGCCUCGUCGGUGGUUCGUCGACCGGGUGCUGAUCCCGGGCAUGCUCGUGUACCGUGCCAAGGGUCGGGCGGCCAUCGCGGCGGCGGAGAGGAGUACAUCAGCCGCCGCGGGAGGCCGUGACAGUCGGGAGGAGACAGCGACUGCAGGACAAAAUUAGGACGACAUAAAUACAUCAUCAUCGCCGUCGUCAUCGCAAACAACAUCAUGAUGUAGGGGCGAGCAACAGUGGUGAUCAUCGGCAGCUGCGUCUGAGGGUCACAACACACUGACGUGGCAGUCAAACAACAUCAGCGGCGGGGGACGGAGGCGGUGGAGGAUUAUAGAUCUCUAUAUUAUACACACACAUUACACACUUUAUAGCAAUUCAAUUCCCAUAGGCACUUGGCGGUAUAAUAUGUAUAGGUGCCUAUGUGUCUUUUGCAAUUUACAGGUAGUAUCUAGGGGUGGUGGUCCACAAAAUUCAUGUAUGUUUUUUUUUUAAUUUUAUUUCAGAUUCCAAAAUAAAUAACUCUAACCCCUAAAAAAAAAAUAAUAA
Metopolophium dirhodum (rose-grain aphid) is the source of this 3260-nucleotide messenger RNA. RefSeq lists its product as uncharacterized. Gene Ontology annotation, molecular function: oxidoreductase activity. The record is from RefSeq and is a predicted model, not a curated record. The coding region runs from base 1665 to 2882 and encodes 405 amino acids. The transcript is spliced from 5 exons. Lineage: Eukaryota; Metazoa; Arthropoda; Insecta; Hemiptera; Aphididae.